This is a messenger RNA of Brassica oleracea var. oleracea, 1590 nucleotides long. Its product is annotated as NAC domain-containing protein 5-like. Gene Ontology annotation, molecular function: DNA binding. The record is from RefSeq and is a predicted model, not a curated record. Bases 98 to 1471 code for a protein of 457 amino acids. NCBI's taxonomy places the organism in Eukaryota, Viridiplantae, Streptophyta, Magnoliopsida, Brassicales, Brassicaceae. Gene Ontology annotation, biological process: regulation of DNA-templated transcription. The transcript has 7 exons.
UCAACAACGGAGAAAGAAGCUCUCUGCUAAAUAUUCUGAUUCUUCUUUCUUUUUUUGGUUAUUUAUUAACUCCAAAGUCUUUCGUCAGAAUCACAAAAUGGUGGAUCCGGUGGGUUACAGAUUCCGUCCGACGGACGAGGAGAUCGUCGUACACUACGUGAGGCCAAAGAACAUCGAGAGUAACACGAGUCAUGUAGACGAAGUCAUGAACACAGUCGAUAUAUAUAGCUUCGACCCAUGGGAGUUACGUUUCAAGUCGAGGAUAAAAUCGAGAGAUGAGGUUGUUUGGUACUUCUUCGGUUGUAAGAAACGAAUGCGUAACAACAGACAGAGGAGGACAAUCCCGUCUGGUUUUUGGAGUAAUACCGGCGAGACAAAGCCAAUAAUCCGGAAGAAGGGAGGAGGAGGAGAUCACGAGAAGAUUGGUGAGAAAAGGGUUUUUGUGUUUAAGUACAGUAGUAAGAUUCCCGGUGGGUCGAAGUCGAAAUCGAAGUCGAAAUCGAAAUCGAAAUCGAAAUCGGAUUGGGUUAUGCACGAAUACGUCGCUACGUUCUCGUCUCCCGACUCUCAGAGGAUGACGACAUCGACAUAUACAGUGUGUAAAGUAAUGUUUAAGGGUGACCCCACAGACUUACCUUCUUCUUCCUCUUUGAUCCCUCAAUUGAACAGCAACAGUUCGGGUGGACUGAGUACUGAGUCAGAGGUACAGAACCCAAACCAGAUUACAAGUUCCGUCUCCUUAAUCCCUCAUGUGAACAGCAGUUCUGAAGGACUGAGUACAGAGGCAGAGGUUGAGUACAGAGACAGAGGUGGUAUGUCACACCAGAUUACAAGUUCCAUCUCUUCAAUCCCUCAUGUGAACAACAACAAUUCUGGAGUACUGAGUACAGAGACAGAGGUGGAUCCACGUCUGUUUAGUGGCUUUCUUUAUUUGGAGGAAGAUGCUCAUUUCGAAGAUGAAACCCUCAGGGAUUUGAACAGUUUGCCUAAUAAUGAUGAUGCUGAGGAGGAGGAGUGGCUUGUGAAUCUUUGGUCUAUGCAAGGGGAUCGCAACGAUCACAGACCUAAAAUGCCACUGACCGGUUUCAUUAGCGAUGAUGAUGAUGAUGAUGAUAGUGAUUCUGAUUCCAUAUCUACAAAAACAUGUUCCAUUAAAAGCUCGAGCACUUGUGUUACUUUUGGUAACUCUAAUCGUCUCAUAGACCAAAUCAUAGACCUGCCAGAGUCCCCACGCUCAACAAUCGAAUCAGUCUCGUUAACUCAAGAGGUGAGCAAAGCUCUGGGAGCCAAUAGUGCUAUAUCUGAGAAGAAGAUGAGUCCUUGUGAUGAUGAUGCACAAGUAAGUGAGAUCGGAGGUGAUCAAAUGGGUCAGGAGAUGGUGAUCAAGAACAAAAGAGCUGGUUUCAUUUACAGGAUGAUACAAAAAUUCGCCAAGAAAAUCAAGCUAUGUUCUUGUGUCUCAAGAAUAUGAUGCACCAGUCAAUGAGAUCAAUUAAGAAUACAUUUGGUAAUUUCCAUGUAUGAGUUCAGUUAUGUCUAUCUUGUUUUGUAACUAUUUCGUAUUUUUAAUGUAUGUCCUAAUCUCAUAUA